AUGGUUCUAUCUAUUCAACUUCUCUGGUUUCUUCUUUUUUACAUUUUUGGUGUAAGUGAUGAAGCACUGUUCGGUAUAAGUUGUGAGGAACAUCGGGACGAGUUAUCCGAGUGGUCCCAGUGCAUUAUACCGCACGGUGAUUUGGCUGAUGCAAUCACUCUCUUUUUGAAAAGUGUUAAAAAUUUUGGAUGUAAACUUCCACCCAAAAAAGUUAUCAAAUUUGGUCUCAACUUUUUACGCAACAAUUCGAACAGCUACUUGGAGCAUCCACUCUAUAAACGUAUCACUACCCAGAAUUGUGGCAAAUGUAGCCGACGAAUUAGAUGUUGCAAGAGAUCAAAAUCAUUUCUAGCUCAAGCUUAUGAAUCAGAAGCCUGCUCUGGAUCUGAUGUUGCUUGUGUGUUCGAUCCACUUUCAGCUGGCGAUUUACGAGAUCUCAAGGAGAGAUAUCCGAAUGUAGUACCAUCACAGGAUGGAUGUGAUGUAUCAGACUAUGUGACUGCUGAACUAUUAACACUAAGCAAAGGGCCGACAUAUCAAUAUGUGGAACCACUGCUAUGUCAGAUAUUAGGAACCAGAAUACCUGCUGUAAACUGUGUGCUACACGGUGAUAAAUGUCAUUGCUGUUGUUUCUCAUAUACACCUCAAUCAGAUGGAUAUUGUCAUUUGAGUAGUAAUGCAUCGUCCUUAUGUCCUUCCCACUUAAACACAAUGUGA
Messenger RNA from Brugia malayi, 717 nucleotides. RefSeq lists its product as uncharacterized. Lineage: Eukaryota; Metazoa; Nematoda; Chromadorea; Rhabditida; Onchocercidae. The record is from RefSeq and is a predicted model, not a curated record. The coding region runs from base 1 to 717 and encodes 238 amino acids. The transcript has 5 exons.